Molecule: messenger RNA, 1249 nt
Organism: Ilex paraguariensis (yerba mate)
Lineage: Eukaryota; Viridiplantae; Streptophyta; Magnoliopsida; Aquifoliales; Aquifoliaceae
Source: the annotation of a GenBank genome assembly
CCAACUUGAAUGUAACAAACUUUCGAAUUCUAACCUUGCUUCACUAGGCUUCUUCAACUAUAAAAGCAAUCAAAUUUCACCCUUCUAAGAAUCAAAAACCAGAAAGCAACACAAAAGCAAAGCAAUGGAUGCAAGCAGGGCCUCACCAGAAAUUCCCGAAGAUAUUGUAACCAAUGUACUACUGAAUUUACCAGUCAAGUCUCUCCUGCGUUUCAAGUGUGUAUCCAGGCCAUGGCGCUCUCUGAUUUCCCAAUCCCAGUUCACAAAGAACCACCUCAACCGCGCCACAGGAUCCAACAAUGACAAGCUUGCUAGGUAUGGAUAUCUUGAUUUUAAGUCCCACCCGUCUCGUGAAUCUGUCAAUUUCUGUUCUUGUGAAGUCCUCUCCAAUGUUGGUAGAGUCACAAAGUUUGAGUACCCUUUUGGUAGUUAUUUCCUUAAUGCCGAAAUCUUGGGUUCUUGCAAUGGCCUUUUGCUCAUUGGCAAAUCCAGUGAGACCUUAUAUCUGUGGAAUCCAUCAACCAGAGAGUAUAAAAAGUUCUCUAUCCCUUACUCAGAUGGCGCUCGUCAUUUUCUCUGGGGACUUGGUUUUGAUUCCUCUAGUGAUGAUUACAAGGUGGUAAGAGUGGUUAGGUGCAAAUCACAGGCCCCCAUUGCGAAAUUCUAUUCUGUCAAAAGCAAUUCUUGGUCUGAUUACAGAGACUUCCCUUACAGGACUUUCCACAACCAGGUGGGGAUCAUUCUGAAUAAGUCUCUGCAUUGGAUUGUAAAUCAUGCAAAACCCAUAAAUCAGAACUCUGCCAUGAAGGUGAUUGUUUGUUUCGAUCCAACCAUGGAGCAAUUCGACGAGAUACAGUUGCCUUACUGGGCGGUCAAAUAUUCAAAAAUUGAGUUGGGUUUGUUGGGAGGAAGCCUCUGUAUCUCUCAUAUUCACGAUAACUGUUGUGUCUCACUUUGGACAAUGAAACAAUGUACAGUGAAUGAAUGUUGGACGAAGCUGUUUACAAUACCUUUUCCGUUGGGCUAUGUGAAGCCAUUAGCUUAUAGAGAGAAUGGUGAGGUGGUAAUGGAGGUGAAUCGGAAUAGAUUAGUAACCUAUAAGCCAGUAGAUGGUAAGUUUACAAGAGUUCUGCAAUGCGACAACAAUGGCGGAUUCAAAGUGGUACCUCUUGGUGACAAUGAUGGUUUGGUGCAACAACAAGCACAGGGGAAGAGAAAAGGAGAGGAGAAGAGAUUGGUUAGCUGUUAG